Molecule: messenger RNA, 2004 nt
Organism: Erigeron canadensis
Lineage: Eukaryota; Viridiplantae; Streptophyta; Magnoliopsida; Asterales; Asteraceae
Product: 2-methylpropanoate--CoA ligase CCL4-like
Exons: 1
Coding region: 91-1755 (554 amino acids)
Source: RefSeq, a predicted model, not a curated record
AAUCUACGUACGGUUCACACAAAUCACAACGCAUUAACAAAUCUCGCUCCCUGUUAAGUUACUUACUACAUAUAGAUAAAAAUUAAAAACAUGGAUGCAUUAACAAAGCCCAAUGGUGCAAAUUCAAGCCCUCUUAGUCCUGUUGGAUUCCUAGAGAGAGCAGCAAUCAUAUACACCGACUCUCCUUCAAUCGUCUACAACAAUGUUACCUACACAUGGGCAGAUACAUUUCGUCGUUGUCGAAAACUAGCUUCAUCCAUCUCUCGCCUCGGCAUUGGGAAAGGCGACGUUGUUUCCGUACUUGCACCAAAUAUCCCGGCCACUUAUGAGCUUCAUUUUGCUGUCACCAUGACUGGGGCCGUCAUCAACGCAAUCAACACACGUUUGGAUGCACGUACCGUCUCAACCCUCCUUGCUCACAGCGAAUCCAAGCUCGUUUUCGUUGACUACCAACUCAUUCCUCUUAUCCAAGAAGCGUUUUAUUUACUCUCAGAUGGAUUAGUUCCUUGUCCAUCACUUGUUGUUAUAACAGAUGGUGAUGCAGCGGCAGGUGAUCAUGAUUCACCUGCCGCUGCAUCAUUUAGAACUACUUAUGAAUCAAUGGUGGAAGCCGGUGAUCCUGGAUUUAUCUGGGUCCGGCCCAAAAGUUAUUGGGACCCGUUAACGUUGAUGUACACUUCCGGGACAACUUCGUCCCCGAAAGGCGUGGUCCACAGCCAUCAUGGGACGUUUAUCGGAACCAUUAGUUCUCUUUUUGACUGGUUUGUACCGAAACAACCUGUCUACCUGUGGACGCUGCCAAUGUUUCAUGUAAGCGGUUGGAACUUUGUCUGGGGUACCGCUGCAGUCGGUGGCACAAACGUUUGUGUACGCAAAUUCAACGCUUCUAUAAUAUACGAUUCGAUCCAAAAGUUUCACGUGACUCACAUGUGUGGCGCCCCGGUUGUGCUUAACAUGUUGACAGAAAAAUUAGUUACACACAAGGUUCAUAUAUUGACAAGUGGAGCCCCACCUCCACCUGCUGUGUUGUUACGAGUCGAAUCCCUUGGAUUUAAAGUGACGCAUAUAUAUGGACUGACUGAAGCAGGGGGACCGGCCACGACUUGUGCAGGGAACAAAGAAUGGGAUAGUUUGGCAGCGAGCGAUAGAGCUCGACUAAAAGCAAGACAAGGAGUCAGAAGUGUUGGGAUGUCUGAUGUGGAUGUGGUGAAUCCUGAGUCAGGGGUGAGUGUGACCCGGGACGGGUUGACUCAAGGAGAGAUAGUGAUUAAAGGCGGGUCGGUAAUGUCUGGUUACUUGAAGGAUCCAGAAUCAAAUACCAAGUUUAUAAGAAACGGAUGGUUUUACACGGGGGACGUGGGGGUGAUGCACCCGGACGGGUAUUUGGAAAUCAAGGACAGGUCAAAAGAUGUGAUCAUAAGUGGUGGAGAGAAUAUAAGUAGUGUGGAGGUGGAGUCUAUCUUGUACUUGCAUCCGGCCGUGAAUGAGGCGGCGGUCGUGGGACGACCUGAUGAGUAUUGGGGUGAGGCGCCGUGUGCCUUUGUGAGUCUAAAAGAUGGUGACCAGCCGGGGACGCCACGGCCGACGGCCCAAGACAUAAUGAAGUUUUGUAAAGGUAAGUUGCCAGGAUAUAUGGUGCCAAAAUCAGUUGUUUUCAAGGAUGAGCUUCCAAAGACGUCCACAAGCAAGAUUCAGAAAAAUGUGCUAAGGGAUAUUGCCAAAACUAUGGGAUUUCCAGAAAUAAGUCGGCUCUAAUCAGAAUUAUAGAUGGUGAUGAAUAAGUGCCCAUUAAUGUUCAAAAAAAAGAAUAAGCGCCUAUUGCAUGUUUACAAUAUGUUACUUGUCUUGUUUACAUCUUAGUACCUUUUUAAUUCCGUUAGGCGUGCGUGAAGAAAUAAAUUAAGCUGUUAACGUAUAUGUUACUCCAUGAAAAAUUGGAGCAUUUACCUUUAAAUUUGAUAUUUUUGAUUUAAUUAUUAUUAUUAUCAUUAUUUUUGAAUAAAA